This is a messenger RNA of Saprolegnia diclina VS20, 2457 nucleotides long. RefSeq lists its product as hypothetical. Gene Ontology annotation, molecular function: carbohydrate binding. NCBI's taxonomy places the organism in Eukaryota, Oomycota, Saprolegniomycetes, Saprolegniales, Saprolegniaceae. The transcript is spliced from 7 exons. Bases 45 to 2426 code for a protein of 793 amino acids. The record is from RefSeq and is a predicted model, not a curated record.
GCCGAGACAGGCGACCCUCAUAUCCCAAUUUGCCUCGAGCAACUAUGAAAGUAUUUCCGUACGGCCCGACGCUCUCACUCGUAUUGCCGCUCUUGCUACUGAAAGCGCAGCGCACCGAGGCGCAGGAGGCGGGUGGUGUCGUCGGGGGCACGGCGCCCGACGGCGGCGUCGUCGCGCUCGAGUGCCCCGACGGUGAAAUUCUUGGCAACGUCCUGUUUGCGUCGUACGGUCUCCCAACCGGCAACUUUCCCAAGUUUGCGCGCGGCGCGUGCAACGCCGACUUGUCGAAUGCGGUCGUCGAGGCGCAGUGCAUCGGGGCGCAGUCCUGCGAGCUCACGGCCGACGCGAGUGUAUUUGGCGACCCGUGCGUGGACCAAGCCAAGCAUCUGAGCGUCGCGGUGCAAUGUGUGAACGAAAACGUCAUUGGCGGCAGCGCUGCCGAAGAUUCGCUCUUGCGCCUCCGCUGCCCGGUCGACCGCGUCAUUGGCGACGUGACCUUUGCUUCGUUCGGAACGCCGCAAGGCCACUUCCUCAACUACACGGUGGGCUCGUGUGACCAGCCGACGUCAGCGGCCACGGUUUCUGAUCUCUGCGCCGGCCAAGAGGCGUGUGAUAUCAUGGCGUCCACCACUGUCUUUGGCGACCCGUGCCCUGGCGAGGCCAAGUACCUCGGCCUGCAAGUCAACUGCGUCGACCCGGACGCGGCCCAAGGCACGGCGCAAGACGGGUCGUCGCUGAACCUUGCGUGUCCGUGGGGCGCCAGCAUGGCGUCAGUCGACUUUGCUUCGUACGGCACGCCGAAAAACUACGUCGAAGGCACGUGCAGCGCGGCCACGUCAUCGGGCGUUGUCGCGGCCGCGUGCGUCGGUCGACCGGUCUGCAACGUCGCUGUCGGCCCAAGUGUGUUUGGCGACCCGUGCCCCGGCACCAUCAAGACGCUGAGUGCGCGCGCCAUGUGCACACCCAACUUGACGCCCGGCUUUGUCCAGAGCAUGGGUCCGCAGGGCGGGUCGACGGUCGUCACUUGCUCCCGAGGUGAAAUCAUAUCUGAUAUUCCAUUUGCCUCGUACGGCACGCCGUCGGGCUUGGCGGCACCGAGCAAGUGCCACGCGGCGUCGAGCGCGUCGGUGGUCAAGGCCAAGUGCAUUGGCAAGCGGUCGUGCACGGUCGACGCGACCAACGGUCUCUUUGGCGAUCCGUGCCCUGGCACCACCAAGAGCUUGUUCAUUACGGCGCAGUGUUCGAGUGCCAACUUGGUCGGCGGCUCGGUGCCGGACGGCUCGACGCUCACGAUCGCGUGUCCGCUCACGCAACGGCUCGUGUCGAUCCCAUACGCAUCGUACGGGACGCCGACUGGUGCCUACCCAAACUUUGUGACCACGUGGUGCAAUGCCACUGAGGCGGCGAGCCGCGUUACGACGGCUUGUGUCGGUCGCAACGCCUGCUCGGUCAAUGCCGACAGCAACGACUUUGGUGAUCCAUGCCCAGGCGUCACCAAGCAGCUCUCGGUCGUCGCCAAGUGCGUCGACAACAACCUCAUCGGCGGCUCGGUGGCGGACGGCGGCUCGGCGGUCAUCCAGUGCCCGGCAGGCCAGUACAUUGGCUCGAUGCCGUUUGCAGCGUAUGGGACACCGUACGGGACGUUUCCCGACUACUCGGUGCACGCAGCGUGCAACGCAGACGGUGCGGCCGCCAAGAUUGCGACCCAGUGCGUUGGCCAAAACAGCUGCACCGUGGCCGUCUCCACGCACACAUUUGGGGAUCCGUGCGAGGGCCAAGCCAAGGUCCUUGAUUGGACCGCGAAAUGCGCGCCCAGCAAUGUGAUUGGCACGAUUGUCAAUGACGGCAGCAGCGCGACGCUGCAGUGCCCGCUCGGGUACUACAUGUCGACCAUCAACUUUGCGUCGUACGGGACACCCGGUGGCUACUUUCCCGAUUACAGCAUUGACUCGACGUGCCACGCUCCGAGUAGCACGUCGAUUGCGACGUCGGCGUGCGUCGGCAAGAGCACGUGCACGCUCCUCGCUGGCCCCGGGUCGUUCUCGGACCCGUGUCCGGGCGUCGCCAAGAGCCUUGCCUUGUCGGCCGACUGCAUCUCGAACCUUGUGAUCGGCGGCACCGCGGCGCAAAAUACGGUGAUGAACCUCGCGUGCCCCAAGGGCGCGACCGUGCGCUCGAUCGACUUUGCAUCGUACGGCACGCCGACCGGGAAGCUCGGUGCGUUCGCGUUGAGCGCAUGCAACGACCCCAAUUCGGUCCGGAUCGUGCAGCAGGCGUGUCUUGGCAAGACGGGCUGCUCCAUCAGUGCGAGCAACAGUGUCUUUGUCAACAAUUGCCGCCGCUCGCAAAUGUACUUGGCCGUGCAAGCCACGUGUGCGACGCCGACGCCGGCGCCGACCGCGUUGCGCACGCCGACGCCCAGUUAAGCAAACGCCGUUCACGACGUUGCGUAAUUCA